CGAUCCUGACCUCCCUUGACUUUCCACCUCCGCAAUCCCCCCCCCCCGUCUCCCGCAAAAAUGGCCGCCGCUGUUGUCGCCAAUGGCCAUACCACCCCCUCUGCCGAUGUCGCCAAACAGCGCAGGCUAAUUCACCACCAUGCCGAUGUCGUGAUUGUGGGCGCUGGAAUACUGGGAUGUGCAUUGGCGGUGGCACUUGGAAGACAAGGGCGCAGCGUCCUACUGUUGGAGGCGUCCAUGAAGGAGCCUGACCGGAUCGUCGGAGAGUUGCUACAGCCUGGCGGUGUCGAGGCGCUUGGGAAAUUGGGUCUUGCCGAUUGUCUGGAAGACAUUGACGCCAUCCCAGCCAAGGGCUACUAUGUGUCGUACUUUGGGAAACCCGUCUCGUUCGCCUACCCCAAGCCCUCCCCGUCGUCGCCCGCCCCGCAAGGGCGUUGUUUCCACCAUGGCCGCUUCGUCAUGAAGCUGCGGGCUGCCGCGCUGGCCUGUCCCAACGUCACGGUCGUAGAGACCAAGGCCACCGACUUGGUCACUUGCUCCCACACCAAGCAGGUUCUUGGUGUCGAGUGCGUGACCGGCGACAUGAAGGAUUGCUACUUCGGCCAUCUGACGGUGGUGGCAGAUGGCUACGCCUCGAAAUUCCGCAAGCAAUACCACUCCAACACCCCUAAGGUCCGGUCCAGGUUCUGGGGCUUGGAGUUGAUCGAUGCAGACCUUCCCAUGCCUUACCAUGGCCACGUCCUCCUUAGCGACAAUGCCCCUAUCCUCGUCUACCAAAUUGGCACCCACGAAACCCGCAUCCUCAUCGACAUCCCUGAGAACCUCCCAUCGGCCUCCGUCAAGAACGGCGGUGUCAAGAACCACCUUCGCAACGUCGUUCUUCCGUCCCUUCCCGAAUCUAUUCGGCCUUCAUUCGUUGCUGCGUUGGACAAGGGUCAGCUGCGCUCUAUGCCAAACUCAUAUCUUCCUAGUGCGCCGAACAAGACUCCCGGUCUGGUCAUUCUGGGAGAUGCGCUCAACAUGCGGCAUCCGCUGACCGGUGGAGGAAUGACCGUCGCAUUCAAUGACGUUGUGGUCCUACGUGACUUGCUCAGUCCGGAGAAAGUCCCCACCCUCGCUAAUCAUGAGCAAGUCCUGCGACAGCUGUCCUCCUUCCACUGGCAACGGAAGAAAGCAUCCUCAGUCAUCAACAUCUUAGCGCAGGCUCUCUAUGCCCUGUUCGCUGCCAACGACGAAAAUUUGCGUGCUCUUCAACGAGGCUGCUUCCGUUACUUCGAGCUAGGAAUGACCAGCGGCCCCAUAGGUCUUCUAGGUGGGCUGAUUAAAAAGCCCGAUGUUCUGUUCUGGCAUUUCUUCAGUGUCGCCUUUCUCUCUCUCUGGCUCGUCAUCACCGAGCACCCCUUUUACAUGCUGCCUCUGGCCUUCCUGAAAUGCAUCAUGGUUUUCUGGACCGCUUGCGUUGUGAUUUUCCCCUACAUGCUGAUAGAGGCAUUCUGCUAAAGGGGAAAUUGCCGCUGCCGUCACCAUUACUACCACCAUCAUCAUCAGCAGCAUCAUCCUCAUUUACCCUACAUGUCUUCCCCUAACUUCAUUCUACCUCUUUAUUUAUACCUAAUGAACCCACACCGGGUUGAUUCAUUUCAAUGAGUUGCAAGUGCCGAAGAAGCCAUGACCACCAAUCCCGUCCACAUGUAUUUAUCACACCAGAUCUGAUCAUUUUUCUCUUGUCAUAUAUUCUCUGUGUCACCUUUUAAUACCUCCCUUUCUUGCUUCUGAUCCUACAUGUAUUAUUAGAAACUUAUUUCUUGUCUUCUUGCUCCAAAACUACUACCUGUAUCUUCUAGAUUCUGUAUAUACGAUAGAAUUGAUCGAUCAUCUUCUUUCCG
This is a messenger RNA of Aspergillus piperis CBS 112811, 1886 nucleotides long. It is a transcript of the gene erg1, whose product is annotated as squalene monooxygenase erg1. Gene Ontology annotation, cellular component: endoplasmic reticulum; membrane. The record is from RefSeq and is a predicted model, not a curated record. The transcript is spliced from 2 exons. The coding region runs from base 61 to 1500 and encodes 479 amino acids. Gene Ontology annotation, biological process: ergosterol biosynthetic process. NCBI's taxonomy places the organism in Eukaryota, Fungi, Ascomycota, Eurotiomycetes, Eurotiales, Aspergillaceae. Gene Ontology annotation, molecular function: squalene monooxygenase activity; flavin adenine dinucleotide binding.